GGUGGGGGUCGUAGCCGGUUGUAGCUCGUCUCACAUAAUAACCACCGCGGCUUGAAGGCGUGGUGAGCUCGGAUGAACACAAGGCAGGCGUGCACUGUUCGUACGAGAGGACGACGUGGGCAGGUACCCACACCGGCUUCUUCCACCUCAGUGGGGAAAAAUGGGAAUGAAAAUGCCGGGCAAAGAUUAAGACAAAUCGAAUGGGUUGAUAUGCGGGGAAAAGCAGUAUUUCAUCAGCCAACACUUUAACUGGAAUUAAAGCGUCAGUUAAGAUGACGGAGGGGAGACUGUGCCAGGUGCAUCUUCUGGAUGACAGGAAGUUAGAGCUGCUGGUUCAGCCUAAACUACUGUCAAGGGAGCUUCUUGAUUUGGUGUCCUCCCAUUUCAACCUCAAAGAGAAGGAAUACUUUGGACUCACGUUUGUCGACGACAAUGGCCAGUGUAAGUGGCUGCAGAUGGACCGCAGAGUCCUGGAGCAUGACUUCUCCAAGAAGAGCGGGACCAUCUCCCUCAAGUUCCUGGUCAGGUUUUAUGUGGAGAGCAUCUCCCAGCUCAAGGACAUCAUUACUGUGGAGUUAUUCUACCUGAACGCCAAAUAUGCCGUCUACCAGGGAAUUAUCGAGGUGGAGAGCGAGAACGUCUUCAGAUUAGCCGCGAGUGCUCUGCAGGAGGCCAAAGGAGACUACACAAGUGACGAGAACACGAGAGCAGACCUGAAGAAGCUUCCCGUCCUGCCCACCAAAGUGCUGAAAGAACACCCGUCCCUUGCAUACUGUGAGGACGGGGUGAUCGAGCACUACAAACAGCUGAAGGGACUCUCCAGAGGACAGGCCGUAGUGCGGUACUUGACGUUGGUGGAAUCCCUGCCCACGUACGGCGUCCAUUAUUAUGAAGUGAAGGACAAGCAAGGAAUGCCAUGGUGGCUUGGAAUCAGCUACAAAGGAAUUGGGCAAUAUGAUUUGCAGGAUAAAUUAAAACCAAGAAAGCUUUACCAGUGGAAGCAGCUGGAAAACCUUUAUUUCCGGGAAAAGAAAUUUGCCGUAGAGGUCAACGACCCACACCGGAGAGCGGUGACUAAGCGUACCUUCGGGCAGACCGGGCUGCUCAUCCACACAUGGUACGCCAGCCAUUCUCUGAUCAAGACCAUUUGGGUGAUGGCCAUUAGCCAACAUCAGUUCUACUUGGAUAGAAAGCAGAGCAAAGGUAAGAUAGGCUCUGCGAAGAGUUUGGAGGAAAUCGCUAUGGAUCUCACCGAGCAAGGAGGGUCGAAGAUAAGCAGAUUAGGAGACACAGGGCUGAAGAAUAAUCACAUAAUGGCUAGCAAUGGCAGCCUGGUGUCUACUGGUUCGGCCGACUCGGAGGCCAGCGAGGAGCAGAAGCGGGAGAAGAUCUCCGAGCUGAGGAAGAAGGAGCAGGAGAUCCAGGAGGUGCUGGCCAAGAAGACCAAGGAGCUGAGGAAGAUCUGUCUGAGGGAGGCGGAGCUCACGGGCAAGCUGCCAAAAGAGUACCCCCUGUCCGCCGGCGAGAGACCGCCGCAGAUCAGACGCCGCGUCGGCACCACGUUCAAGUUGGAUGACCUCUUCCCCUAUAACGAGGACCCAUAUCUGAGGAACCUGGAGAGCCGCUUCGCCCUGCAGCGGAAGAUCGUGGAGGCGGCCAAGAAGCUGGCCAACGAGGCGGAGCUGUGCAAGACGGUGAAGAAGAAGCGGAGGAGGAACUGUCUGGACGCCAUGCACAAACUCCAGCAGGUGGAGGACGAGAUGAACCAGUACAGGAUCAAGAAGGGGAAGAAGCCCACGCAGAGAGCCUCGCUCAUCAUCGCGGAUGAGCUGGUGCGCUCGGACUGCAGCUCCCUCUCCAGCCUGCCACUGGACGACGAUGACUCAGACAGCUCCAGCCAGAGGCCCCGGUCCCGCUCGGUGCAGGGCUCCCCUCAGCUCAGCCCCAUGCGCUCUCUGGGGGCCGAGUACGAGGCGGACAGACAGGCGUCCUCAAACCACCACCAGAAGAACCUCAGCAGGCUAGCCUACGAAGGCCAGGAGCCUUCCCAGCACUACCAGGGUCCGAGGGAGGUCUCCUCCAGUGGCAGCAGCCCCUACAAAACCCUCCCCAGGCCUGCCAAAGACCCACGUAGCAUGCCGCCCACCCCUGUCAUGACCCGCAAUGCCUACAGCAGCAGUCAGCUCAGGACGGGCGGCUCCACCCAGAGCUUCAGGCACCGCAGCGGCAGCCUGGAGUCCCAGCCGCGGCCCCGCAAGGACCCGGAGACGGAGAAGCCCGUGUUCACACUUUCGCCGGCGCACCGCAGCUCCAGCACGGAGGCCCUGGAGGACUGCUCCUCCUACGCCAGCCAGUCCAGCCUGGACUACUGCGCCACCACCGCCGCCCCCCACUACUGCACCCUGGACUCCCGCCGCACCCCCCAGCUGCACCGGCUGCACCGGCGGGUGGAGGUGUACGGCAACAGCGGCAGCAUGCCCAACCUGGUGCCGCUCCACUCGGGCGGCGGCGGCGGCGGCGGCGGCUACGGGUACGAGUCCCCGGCGCACUACGCGCCCGACGCCUUCUACGGGGCCGGGUACCCGGGCGCCGACGCCGAGCCCUACUCCAACGGGGCCUACGUGUACGAGAGCGACGUGGAGGGCCACUACAACGUCAACCCCUCCUACCAGGUCAACGGCUACCACGGCCACGAGAGGUACCGCCACUACAGCGACCGCAGCGACAACCUGUCCCAGAACCCGUACGCCACCAUGAGGCCCCCGCGCAGCCGCACGGGGCCCCGCAACGAGCUGCUGGCCAAGAGCAUGCAGAAGGCCCUGGUGGCGGAGCACCUGAGGGGCUGGUUCCACCGCAGCGGGGCCCAGAAGGAGCCCGGCCGGGGGCCCUUCGACUACGACACGGGCUCCCAGCUCAGCCUGGGCUACCAGACCCUGCCGGCCCCCUUCAGCCACUCCAGCCGCACCAACUCCUACUCCUCUGUCUCCUCGGCGACUAGCACGGGGGCCUGGCGCAACCACCUGGCGGUGGGCCUGACGGACUACGACUCCGCCGACCGGGCGCAGUACCAGCAGCAGCCAGCGGGGGCGGCUCCCGGCGCCGCCAACAGCCGCAGCCCCACACACAGCAGAUGUUCCCCUGAAAGCAAGGUGUCAAAGUCUGACACAGUGUCCGACCAAUCAGAGCCGGCCACCCCGGCGGCUGCCGCUGGCCCCGCUAGCUCAGAGCAGCAGCGCCUCGAUGGCGGUGUGGCUUAAUGGUGAGGUCGGCCGCUCCUAGGCCCCGCCCCCCCUCCAUCUCAGAGCACCUCCACCGUCAUCAUUACCCUGUGGUUGUCUCGACGUUCUGCAUCCCCGCCGGUCCCCCUGUCCCCAAUCCAAUGAACCUUCAUUCUUUCCUUCUCUGAUUUGUCGCCGUCCAUCCGCUUGCGGGAGCAAUUUACUUUCGGUUGUUUGUGUGUUUGUGUUUGUUGUUUUCUUUCUUUUGCCUUGUGCUGAAAAUAUGUUUACCGCUCAUUUUGUUCAGCUGGUAAGCAGCGUAGAAAAGCCAAGGACCUACUUUGUUAUACUUAUCAUUAGAUACUUAUUCAUUGCUAUAAAUCCAUUCAUGUUUUAAAUAUUUAAGGGUUUGAAUUUGAGUCGGCAAUCACAACAUAUUGGCCAUCGUCAUUGUGUUUGUUUUAUAUUGCUAUCUAUUAAUAUUCUAUUGUAUAUUUCCAUAAUAUCAGAGUGCAAUAUCACUUAGUGCUGUAUAUACCGUAUAAAUUCCAUUGGACUACUUCACAUAAUUAUCUUCUCUCCAUUUUCAAACCUCAGGAAUGGAUGUCUUUUGGGCCAGUAAGACAGAUUUCAGCCAAUUGAGAGACUCAACUCCUUCUUCUUCUUCUUC
Messenger RNA from Gadus morhua (Atlantic cod), 3888 nucleotides. RefSeq names its product FERM domain containing 4Bb (gene frmd4bb). NCBI's taxonomy places the organism in Eukaryota, Metazoa, Chordata, Actinopteri, Gadiformes, Gadidae. The record is from RefSeq and is a predicted model, not a curated record. Gene Ontology annotation, molecular function: cytoskeletal protein binding. Gene Ontology annotation, biological process: establishment of epithelial cell polarity. The coding region runs from base 273 to 3257 and encodes 994 amino acids. The transcript has 23 exons. Gene Ontology annotation, cellular component: cytoskeleton; adherens junction; bicellular tight junction.